AGACUUCUCCCGUUCUCCGUUGUUAGGGUGAGGACUGAGGAGUGAGGACUUAGGGUUUGUGCGCCGGCGCCGCCCGAGCUCUAUUCCCUCCCUCAGCGUCCCUCUCGAGUGUCUUCCCUCCCAAGCCCUCUCCUCUCCAGCUUUCCUCCGGAGUCCGGACUCUUUGCCUCUCCAAUGUUUUUGUUUAUUUGCUCGCUGGGAGGUGGUCAGGUGGGAGUGAAGUGGCUCUUCGGUUCCCGGCUCUUCGAGUCCGUCCCCGGGAGCUCCUUCCCGAGGUCUUCCUGGUCCGUCGCUGACGGUGAGGUUGAGCGCCGCGAGUGGAACCGCGAGCGCGGCGCCGGCUCCGACCGCGACGACAACCCCUGCUCCUCCGCUUUCGUCGAGAGCGGAUUCUUCGCGAAGAAGCUCAAGGGCGCGAGGGAUACCAAGAAGGAUCAGUUUGAAGACGAUCUCGACGAGCCGGAUGACUGCGAGGAUGGCGACGGCAGCGGCGGAGGCGGGGAGGAUGUCAGGGAUGAUGGGGAUAUAGAGGAGAGGGAGAUCAGGUCUUCCAUCGGGAUGGAUCCAACCCUAGAUAACGAGGGUGCACUGCAAUGCUAGAGGGGUUCCUUGAAGUGGAAACCAUUUCAAGGUUGGCGCAGUGGAAGAUCGAGAGCUUCGGUCCCGGCUCCUACCUCCGCUCCGUUGCCUUCAAGCUCAGCAUCUAGAACUGGUUCUUAUCGGUCGAGAAGAAUCGAUACAUGUACAUCCGGAUCUUCCGGAGCCAUGCCAAAUCUCAAGGGAGCAGCAGCAGCACCCCCCCCCCCCCCCCCAUGGCUCGGUUCGUGCUUCGGGUCUCCAAACCCGGGCCUGGCCGCCGGCGCUAUAUCUCACCUUGUACUCUCGCUGCUGCCUUCACUUGAUUUGAUUUUUGGUCAACUAUAUUGUUUUGUUAACCUUAGUAAAUUUUUAUUUGAAUUCCUGCUUUUUUAUUGCAAUUGCUGGAAGAGAAACGUAUUCGUCGGGAUGAAAGGCCGAUGUGGGGCCAGGGCAUUCUUCAUCCACUGUGCUGCCUUGGGGAUUCAUGCCACGACCUGAUGAUGUACAGGGAGACAUUGAUAAUGAACAAGCAACAUUGAUAUAAUUCUAGUAAAGAAAUGAUUUAGAAAUAAAAGAGAUAUUUAUUAUUCAAAAA
This is a messenger RNA of Phoenix dactylifera (date palm), 1174 nucleotides long. The record is from RefSeq and is a predicted model, not a curated record. Lineage: Eukaryota; Viridiplantae; Streptophyta; Magnoliopsida; Arecales; Arecaceae.